Molecule: messenger RNA, 399 nt
Organism: Dibothriocephalus latus
Lineage: Eukaryota; Metazoa; Platyhelminthes; Cestoda; Diphyllobothriidea; Diphyllobothriidae
Source: the annotation of a GenBank genome assembly
AUGUUCCGUGACUGCCCCUCGGGUCAGCUGAGUAAAAAGAAGUUUAUCGAAGUCUACUCUGGAUUUUUCCCUGACGGUGAUGCCGACCAGUUCUGCACGCACGUCUUUCGGACAUUUGACAAGGAUAAUUCAGGGAAAAUAGACUUCAAGGAAUUCCUCUUGGCCAUUAACAUAACAUCUGGCGGUCAACCAAAGGAGAAAUUGGACUGGGCCUUCCAGAUUAUGCUGGGAGCUGAUGAGACGACAGUUGACCUGACACCCGAGGCAAGAACAGAAGAAAUAUUCGAGAAGAUGGACUUCAAUCACGAUGGCGUACUUACUCGAAAAGAGUUCAUGGAUGGAUGCAUUGCGGAUCAACAGCUUUAUUCCAUGCUGUUGGCCGAUGAUUCAGCUGAAUAG